GAUCAAUGAAUUGAUCAUUCUGGCUCCUAUAUCCUGGAAGGACAGAGAAAGUCUUUGACAGAAAAAUGUCAGAAUCAUUCGAAAGCUACAUUACGGUCAGCAACUGGAAGCUAGAUGAAGAUGAAAUCAGUCGUUCUGAUUUUGAAAUGCCCCUCACUGAUUUUGUUAAAGAUCUUGUUUUAGGCGAACUUGAACUUAAGUGAACCAUCUAUUUCAUCUGCUUGAAUAUAUAUAUAUGAAAUACAUAAUUUUAAAGAAAAAGUAAUCUGAAUUAAUUUCUGCAGGGCCUAUAUUGUAGUUCUUUAAUUUAAAUUCAGAUUUUAUUUCAUUAAAUUGUUGAAACUCUUGUACUGUUAUAUCUUAAAAUUGUAUCAUAAUCUAAAGAAUUUAUGUAACAGAAAAAUAUCCAGUUUUUAAUUUUGUCGUGAUAUCAUUUGAUCUCUGUGUAUAAUUAAACUUAGUAAAUUUUUUAAUCACUGUAUUAAUUUAAUUGUUCAUGAAAAAAAUAAUUCGGGUAAUAAAGUAAACAUUUUAAAUAUACGCUGUUAGUAAAAUAAAAUGCCUACAUUGUUACUAGCUUAAGUGCUUCUCAAAGCUAUUACACUGUAAGUCACUAGCUGACACUGGUACCUCUGGUAUCAUAUAUACUACUCAUUUUAAAUACAUUUUCUUUUUUUAAUUGUGCUUCUAUUGUCUAUUAAACAAUUUUAUUCUUCAGAAAUGGAUAGCAUUCCUUUAGAAAUGGAUGACAUAUUUGAUGAACAUGAAGAUGCAGAUGAUUUUAAUCCUGCAAGACUUCCGGACUUGGAAGACGAACUGGAACCAAUGAGGAACUUUCAAAAUGAAGAUAAUGGUGACAAUGAUCAGCAAGGUGAAUAUGUGUCUCAGCCCUAAUUUACGCUUUAAUUUUCUUUCAAUAAAUUUCUUUGCUAAUAUCUUUGGUGCAACAGAAAAAUGAUUUUUUAAUAAUUACCCGGCAUUGGUAAGUACCGGUAACCAUAUACCAUUGAAAGAUUAACCGUAUACCAUUUAAUGAGUGACCAUAUUGAAGUAUCAUUCAUUUACAUAAUUAACUUCAGCAUUGCCUACUCUGCUUUCUUUCAGAUGAUCCAGAAUUAUUGGCAAAAUUGAAAAGUAUGAAAGGUGCUGCAAAAAACACAGUUAAGAGAUCUUACCCCAAACUUGAUGCUAAUCGGUAAUCAUGACACUGGGUUCUCCUUAAAUAAUUAUGAUGGAAAGGGUUGUUUUUUUAAGCUGUUUAAACUUUGUGCAUGAAAAGGUUAUAAAAGACAGAAAUGCCAACCACAUUUAUCAAUAAAGCAUUAAUGUCCUAAAAAAUAAAUAAAUCUAACAUUGGUAGCUGCUAACUCACAUAGUAAAAGAAAAAAAUAAUAAACCAAAAAAAUUUUUUAAACUUAACAUGAACUGAAUGAGAUAGAAAGUAUGCUUUGCUACAUUUAUCUUUGAAUCAGCUUUGCGUCCUACAUUAAUUGUAACAACCCUUCCUUUGUUAAUGCUGUAAUCCAAUGACAAAACACCUUGAUACUUGUAUCAGUACUUCAUCACUUUUACUCUUGUUCAUCCUUUUGUCUACUUUUGUUUACACAUCAAGCCUUCAAAAACUUAAUUACUUUGUAAAUAUGAAGUUUACUGUAAAUUAGUAAUAAAUCUUUUUAUAGAUUUUAAUGUGUGAAAUCAGCUUUACUAUCUUUUAUAACCAAGUAUUGCUGCUUAAUAAACACUUCUGGGAGAGGAGAGUAGUUCUUUUAGAUGGUGUCACUGUAUUUAUCUUUAUAAAAUCAGCAAAAAGAAUUAUCUUUAUUUUGUUUAUUAGUUUAAGUUCUUUGAGAGUUGUUCAUAUACACCAUAUUUAUUGGCAUAUAACACGCCCCCACGUAUAACACACACCUCAAUUUAAGAAGAAAAUUUCAGGGGAAAAAAAACUUAAACAUUAUAUCGGCGUAUAUCACGCACACAUGAUUCGCCCCCUAUUUUCGGGGAGAAAAAGUUUGUGUUAUACACCAAUAAAUAAGGUAUAUAUUUUGGCCACUUCUUUCCAGUACAGUGUCCAUCAAAUAUACAUAAUAAAUAUGUAUUCCUCAUUGGAUUUCUCAAGCUACUUACUAUUUUUGCUCUCUAUUUCCCCCCAGCUCCUAUGCACCACACUGUAUAAAAAAAUAAUUUUGUGCUUUCAUUUUUCUUUGACUUGUUACAUUAAAUAUUUUUUGUCAUGUUGCAAUACAUAUGAAAUAAAAUUUUAAUAUAUAUGUGUAUUUAUUUUAGAUUAACUGGUGAACGUGGCAUUCCCAUAUUGCCUAAAGUUUUUCAAAAUGUUUCACUGAAAGGCAAAAAUCAUGAGGUAAAGAUCAGCUUUUCUUUUUUCUUAAUAAGAUUAUUUAAAAAUAUAUAUAUUUACAGUUCUCCUUUGUUUUUUUUUUAAUGGUUUAUAGUUCUCCUUUUUUAACGGUAUUUUUUAACAUAAUUUCUUAAAAGAAUUUUUCUUUCAUAAUGGGAAUGACCAUCCCAUUGUCUAAAAUAUUCACUAUUAACAAAUCUUGAUGCUAUUAAUUUGUACUUAAGUAUGAUUAUUUGAUGUAAGAAAAACAUUGUAUUGGUUCAUUUUUAAUAUAAUUUGUGCCAUUAUUCUUUUUCUGAUUGCAAGGCAGAAGAUCUCAAAGUGAUUAUGCGCCACCUGGAACAUUGGGGGCACCGUCUGUUUCCUAAAAUGCCAUUUGCUGAAGUUCUUGAAAGAGUGGAAAGACUUGGUUCUAAGAAAGAUGUUCAGGUGAACCAGUAAUAUGGAAAAUAUAUAAUAUCUAAAUAAAAUUAAAAUACCAUGUGAAUAAGUUAACUCUUUUCAGAGAGUUGGAACUCUUAUGAAAUUUGUUUUACUUGUCUAAAAUAUAUCUAGAAAAUAGGUUGAUUUUUUUUUGUUUAAAUUUCAGAAUUGUGUGAAAAGAAUCCGUCUAGACAUGCCCGUGUUGGCCUCUGAAGUAGCAGAGGAAGAUGAGGAAGAGGAUCAGGUACAGAGGGGAAGGCAAAGUGGAACUGAAGAAAAUGAGAAUGUCAGCAUUCGCAGACCGAAUACUUCACCAGAAGAUAGUGUGAGUGAAAACUAAAUUGCUAAAAUGAUCUUCGUUUGUUCUUCAGUCCAAUCUAUUCUUUUGUGCAGCAACUACAAUUUCUAUUUAAUAUUUUUAAUAUAUUUCAAAAUCUUGAACAGAUAGAUGAAGAAGAACUUGAAGACCUUCUGCGAGAUCAGGAAAGGCCCGUCAAUACUGCCAUCAGUGAAAGUAAUAAGGACUCUAUGCCAGAACCUCCAUCUUCUCCUAUCCAUCCUGUUACCACAAGUCUGACCAAUAGAGAUAAUGUAAAACUUUAUUUAUGUAUUUUAAAUAAUAGUUCUGAACAUUAUUUUUUGCAUUGUUAUAUAAUUUUUAUUUUGGUAAUUAAUUUUAAGGCGGUAGGCGCCCGAAAAUAUCUAAAUUUUUCAAAAAUUUUCCAUUUUUUUAUUUUUUCAUUUUUGCAAAGAUGAACAUUCUUAGAAUCGAUUACAUAUCAAUUUAUACUACUUUUUAAAAGAUUUGUUGUGAAACAACUGAUAUUUAACACCCCACCCCACUCUAAAAAUUGACCUAAUUUUGGAAAUAAAAUAAAAUUCAUACAUAUCCCAAGUUUGAGACCUCAAAAAACUAGUUUUAAAUAACAUAAUAUGCUAUUAUUAUAUAUCAAUGUAAAGGUAAAUUCAAGCAGUUUUUUUUAUAUUUAUAAUCGAAGUCAGUAAAUAUAAUUGCUACAGAUAAUCGGAUCCACAAGCGAAGUGUGUGUAGGAUUUUCUUCACUUCUAUUUAUAUAAUUAUUUUACCGAUUUUCAUUGGUCCAAACUGAGGGUAACCAAGAUACGGUUGACUCGAGCAUGCGCAAACGAGUUGUUUAUGUGUGUUUACCGGAUCAUGGUUCUGUGUACAGAACGAAAUUUUGCAAACAAAAGCAUCAGUAUAUUUUGAUUUUAAAAUACACGUUUACAACCUUACCCAUUCGGUAAAAGACAGAAAUUCAAGGUAAGUAUACUAAAAAAAUUACCUUACUUUAGCAACACGCAAUCGGUGAUAGUUGAAAUUAUUCAGUUCUGACGUCAGUACUGUCACUGUGUUUCCAUGAUGAUUGAUCGUGCGUGUGGAUUGUUUGUGAGUUUAUGUUUAGCUUAUGCCUUGCCUUAUGCGGAGAAUUACAUAAGUUUCUACUAUUAGUCUUUAUAUUUACCAAUCAAAUGAAUUCUUAAAUUAUAUGAAUCCUAAGCCUAUUUAUUUAUAGUUGUCUAACAAAACAACAUUGAUAAAUAAUCGAGUAGUUCAAAGUAAUAGUAUAGGCUAAGACUAAGGCUAGGACCAACAUUCAGUAACAACAACUAUCAAUAUGCCGUAAUACUAAUACUACUAUAAUUAUGGUAUUAGCAUUAGCAGUAUGGGCAAAAUAAUUCGUAUUAGUAUGUUUUAACUCAAAUAGUUUAAUCUUAGCCUUAUUCAUUUUUUUUAUCUGCAUACAAUUAUUAAUAGUAAUACUAAUAGCUAAUUAGUUUUAUAUUAUUUCUUAUUUAUAAGAUCAGUUCAAUAGACUAAUAAUAGUAAUUAUAAUAAAAUAAAUAUUUAGUUUAGCAAUCCUAAACAUCUAAAUAAUACUAAUAGGCUUAUUGAGAUCAUUUUCAAUACAUUAUUUGCUAAAUGAUGUUUAUAUAAUUUUUUAAUUCCAUUCCAGCCCCCAAUUAUUUCUACCGAGCCGAGCAAAAGUUAAUUCUUCAGUGACAAGAAUUCUACAGAGGGACUGCUAAACAUUGAUUUCGAAAAGAUCAUAAUUCAAAGCUUUUACCAAAAUUCUUCUGUCUGCAGAGGAAUGGACGAAUUGCAGAAGCCAUAGCUUACAGCUGAUUGCAAAACAAAAUAGUAAAUACUAUGAACAUAACAAUGACUAGAUUGUGAGUGGUUAGAUUGUUCAUAUCAACAACUGGAUAACCAAGUCAUUAUCAAUUAUAGACUCUAAGGCCUUAAGGACAAUGGCAUGGACUAUGAAAAGUUGCAAUCUAGGAUAUCUGCGAUAAACAAUCCAGCUGCACCGCAAAAUUUAUAACCUGCACAAAGUAUAAAAACUGCGCUAUGCCGAAGACAUGAAACAUUUAUGAGCAAGUAUCUGCAAUUAUUACAUUUCUAAUAGACAAAUAACUCAUUCACCUCUAGUAUGAGGGACAUCUUUGAUGAAAGAAGUACACAGAAUAGGUAAAAAAGUUUCAACAUAGCAUUGCUGCCAUGAAACUAUGCUUCAAUUUCAGUGAUGGUGACAGCAACAUAACCUUGUCAUCUAAGCAUCGUUAAAAGGAUCAUGGACAAAAGGGUUGAUUGGGGACUUUGGAUAACUUGUGUUAUAUUAUAAUGCUGAACAAAAAAUUCUAAUACAACACAAUUAGCUUUAUUCCAGAGGAAAAAAUUUUUUUGGUUUAAAAUUGUGAUUUUGACGAGAGCACCUGAUGAAGUUCAAGAAGUUAAAACCCAUGUUCCUGGUGCAUUCAACAGUUCAAUAAUAUAAGAAACCACCAUGUCCAUUUGCUGAACAAAAAAAACUAUGUAAAAGAACUUCAUUUUCAUAUUAAACUUAAAAUUUUUCACUUUUAAAGUUUAAAAUUGAUUUUUCUCAAAAUUGUUUUUUUCUGUUGUUUUGUAACGUAGAAUUCUAAAAAUUUCAGCUAAUAUACAAGCUAGAGUAAUAAAAUUUGGUGUGUAUCUUCCAUUAACUAUUUUGUGGGUAAUGAGCUAUUCAAAAAUCAAUUUGGUCAAUUACUUUUGUUAAAAUAAUUUUUUUCAUAUCCUAGGAUGGUAAAUUUUAAGCGUUUUCUGCAGAGGCAAAUUUUAAAAAUUAAAAAAAAAAUGUUUUGAAAAGUUUGAAGGAAAUUAAACUAGCUCAGUACCUCUAAAUAUAAUGGAAGUUCAUGAAUCAAUCAUUUUUUAAGCAAUAUGUAAGUUUGCUUUUAAAAUUUUAGAACUCUACGAAUGGGUAUUAUUUUCAAGAUGGCCGCCGUUGCCAUGGCAACUAUUUAAUUUUUUUUUUUUUUAAGCAUGAAAAUACAUCUCCAUUCAUAGCUUAACAUCACCAUAAUAAAAUAAUUGCUCUAAGUUGGUUAAUUUAAAAAAAAAAAUUUUUGGGUAGCCUGUCCCCUUAACUAAACAUGCAGUUUUCCAGAAUGGAGUUAUUCCCCUUCUCUUGUCAAAAGAGAGGGUUUGCAUAAUUGGUUGGUUAGGAAGGAGUUGGUUAAUAGAUUUAAAAUAUGUUUUUCCUUUCAUAUGGAUAUUGUUUUGUUUUGUUUCAGUCUGUGAAUGAUGACGUAAAAGCAAGAAUAGAGAGAAAUAGAAAGCUGGCUUUAGAGAGAAGGGCUGCACGAGCUGCUAAAUCUACAGGUUAGUUUAGUCGACUUUCUUUGGAAAUAUGUCAGAAUAAGAGGUGUCGUCCAGUUACUUAAAAAAUUGCUUAGUUUACUUAUUUCUUAUUUCAUUUAAAUUCAAAUUAAAUUGCUGGAAUUUAGUUACUUCCUUCACUAACCCUAAUUAUUUAUUAUUCCCAGAAAUCGGAACUAGGCAGGUCUGUGGGAGUACAUUAGAUGAAUCAAUCAGUCAAAAUGGGCCUGUACCAGAGAUUCUAGAGGAAACUGGAAGAAAAGGACUAGUGGACUGUGAUGGAAACUUAGGUUGUGCAGCUAAAGAACUGAG
Lymnaea stagnalis (great pond snail) is the source of this 6752-nucleotide messenger RNA. Lineage: Eukaryota; Metazoa; Mollusca; Gastropoda; Lymnaeidae. The record is from the annotation of a GenBank genome assembly.